Messenger RNA from Angiostrongylus costaricensis, 966 nucleotides. NCBI's taxonomy places the organism in Eukaryota, Metazoa, Nematoda, Chromadorea, Rhabditida, Metastrongylidae. The record is from the annotation of a GenBank genome assembly.
AUGCUCGCUUUAAUACGGUAUAUGACGUUGAGAAGUCGUGGCAAUGCUGGCGGUAUACAGAUUGGCUUAACUCAUUCCUACUUUGCCAUUGGAGCCACAAUUUGCUUUAUUGCCAUCGUAAACGCUCCGAAUUUUCUCACCUAUAAAAUUCACGAGAUACGGUUGAACGACACUUGCGUAGUCAAGGAUCCCUCACUUGUCGGCGCCGCGGCGUAUCUACCUGGGAUAGCGGAGAUCGCGUUGGCACGACACUGUCUCGUGUUUCGACUAGUGUUUUGGAUUUCGGGUCUCGUCUUUAAAGUAAUACCGUGCUGCCUUUUGUCGCUGUUCGUGUGGUUACUGCUCGGCAUUCUCAAAGAGGUGAAGGCGAAUCGACAGCGGUUGUUGCAGAGCUCCCAUUCUGUAAGCAGCAAUGAACGUAAUGGAAAGAACUCUCUCUGUUCGAGUACUGAUAGAUUUAAGCACCAUCGAACUUCCAGUAUAAAAGUGGCAAGCAGAGAAAGGGUUGAUCGAACAACGAAUAUGCUGUUGGCCAUCGUCUUUGUGAUGCUGUUCACUGAAAUGCCUCAGGGAAUUAUGGCUUUACUGUCGGGUAUGAUAUCCCAGGAAUUUCGCCGGCACAUCUACAAUAACCUUGGCGAUCUCUUGGAUUUGUUCUCAUUGUGCGAGGCUUGCAUGUCGUUCAUCAUCUAUUGCUCAAUGAGCGGACAAUUCAGAAACGAGUUCCGCCGGGUGUUCAUCCCGAAAUCGAUGCAUUGCCCUCCACACAGCUCGCCGUCGAUGCGUCGUCCAUCUAAAGCUUACACGAAAAUGACGCACUUGAGGCCGAACGAAAUCGACGAGAACGGGUCGUAUUCUCACUACGAUUCGGAUAAAACUGGCGCCAUCAAGGUCGGUAAGCAGCGUUUCCCAUCCUUAUAUAUCUCUACUCUGCAAAAUCACAUGUUGUUAGCAAGUACUGAGUAA